This is a messenger RNA of Gryllus bimaculatus (two-spotted cricket), 473 nucleotides long. NCBI's taxonomy places the organism in Eukaryota, Metazoa, Arthropoda, Insecta, Orthoptera, Gryllidae. The record is from the annotation of a GenBank genome assembly.
UGCUGCAGUCACGACGACGAAUCCAGUUGGGCAACAUGGCUCCUGCUGGGAGGCUGAAGUUGAGCUUGCUACUGCUGUUUUUAUUAAGUUUUACGUUAAUUUGUGCGGAACGACAUGGAUUGCGAUCGGGAACGCUUCAUCUUUCAGCGGAGAAGCGUCAGAAGAGAAGCGUGGUCCUUGAUCGACAAGAAUUACAAAGCUCCGGUGCUUCGGACGCCGAAACAACUUACGGAAGUCGUCAGAAACGAUCUGCAUCCGUCGACGAUAAAGUUACGGACUCCUCUUAUAACAUUACGACAAUGAAAGAUGAGACUAUGAAUUGCUCAGAAGGUUUCUCUAUUAUUGAGUGUUAUCUGAACUUAAUAGAAGCUAAUGGAACUGCCUCUGUACCUCCAAGCUCUGGUACUCUAAUAUUUUCAAGUUUUAUAAUAUUACCUCUUCCAAAACCACUUAUGGUUGUAGCAGAUUCAUAA